Molecule: messenger RNA, 4779 nt
Organism: Scleropages formosus (Asian bonytongue)
Lineage: Eukaryota; Metazoa; Chordata; Actinopteri; Osteoglossiformes; Osteoglossidae
Product: retinoic acid receptor RXR-alpha-A-like
Exons: 11
Coding region: 136-1635 (499 amino acids)
Biological process (GO): regulation of DNA-templated transcription
Cellular component (GO): nucleus
Molecular function (GO): nuclear steroid receptor activity; sequence-specific DNA binding; zinc ion binding
Source: RefSeq, a predicted model, not a curated record
CCGUGCUCGGAAGCCCAGGGAAACUCUUCCUUCGUCCAGUAGCUGCGCCCGAGCAGAAGAAGUGAGCUGCUCGCCUUCCAUUUUUCAUGAGCCUCGAGCAGCGUGACCGUUGAAUUUGGAUGCCCAGGCCCCAGUAUGGAUCCCUUCUAUCUGGAUAUCCACAUGGGGUUCCUGAAACCCCAGUGCUCGCUAGCGACGCCCUCCCAGCGCGAGCGGCCGGGAGAGACUUGUUCCUGCUUCAGCGGCAUGUGCCCACUUCACCAGCAUCGGAUAUCCACAGACUCCUCGGCCCAGCUGUCCUCGUCUCCGCUCGGUUCGCCCAUGUCCCACAGGGGGAUGCACCCGUCCCUGCUGAGCCCACCCCCCAUGGGUGCCCCGGGGCAUCUGCACUCACCCAUCAGCACGCUGAGCUCUCCCAUCAAUGGCCUGGGAUCGCCUUUCUCCGUCAUCAGCUCGCCCAUGGGACCCCACUCAAUGUCCGUGCCCUCGCCGGGGAUGGGUUACGGCCCCAGCGUGAGCCCACAGCUGAACUCCCCCAUGAACCCAGUCAGCAGCUCAGAGGACAUCAAGCCUCCGCUGGGUCUGAACGGGAUGAUGAAGAUUCCCGCUCAGCCAUCCAGCAACCCGCUGUCGCUCACCAAACACAUCUGCGCCAUCUGCGGGGACCGCUCCUCGGGGAAACACUAUGGCGUGUACAGCUGCGAAGGCUGUAAGGGCUUCUUCAAGCGGACCGUGAGGAAGGACCUGAGCUACACAUGCCGCGACAACAAGGACUGUGUGAUCGACAAGCGCCAGCGCAACCGCUGCCAGUACUGCCGCUACCAGAAGUGUCUGGCCAUGGGCAUGAAGAGAGAAGCUGUCCAGGAGGAGCGCCAGCGAGCGAGGGACAAGAACGAGAACGAAGUGGAGUCCACCAGCAGCGCCUACGAGGACAUGCCUGUGGAGAAGAUCCUGGAGGCAGAGCUGGCGGUGGAGCCCAAGACCGAGACCUACAUCGAGACCAGCUUGGGCGUGCCGUCUAACUCGCCCAACGACCCCGUGACCAACAUCUGCCAGGCAGCCGACAAGCAGCUCUUCACGCUGGUCGAGUGGGCCAAGAGGAUCCCGCACUUCUCCGAGCUGCCGCUGGACGACCAGGUCAUCCUCCUUCGAGCAGGGUGGAAUGAACUGCUCAUCGCUUCCUUCUCCCACCGCUCGAUAGCCGUGAAGGACGGUAUCCUCCUGGCAACGGGUCUCCACGUGCACCGCAACAGCGCCCACAGCGCAGGCGUCGGGGCCAUAUUCGACAGAGUGCUCACAGAGCUCGUGUCCAAGAUGCGGGACAUGCAGAUGGACAAGACGGAGUUGGGCUGUCUUCGGGCCAUCGUCCUCUUCAACCCAGACUCCAAAGGCCUGUCAAACCCGAGCGAGGUAGAAGCUCUGAGGGAGAAGGUGUACGCCUCGUUGGAGACCUACUGCAAGCAGAAGUACCCGGAUCAACCAGGGCGGUUUGCCAAGCUGUUACUACGACUGCCUGCUCUGCGUUCCAUAGGCCUCAAGUGUCUGGAGCACCUAUUCUUCUUCAAGCUCAUAGGAGACACGCCCAUCGACACCUUCCUCAUGGAGAUGCUGGAAGCCCCGCACCAAAUGACAUAGUGGGGCGCCGCGGGGGCGUGGCCUGGUGGCGCCUCCUUAUUGUGAAGGAGGGUCCUCUAACCCUCUCUAUGGACUGAUGACAUCGGAUUGACAAGUGACGUAAGCGAGCGCGCGGAACCUCCCUCUUCGCUUCUUCAUACGUUUCCAAUGCGUCGAGUUCAUCGCGUCUCAGUGGGUCUGUUUUCUACCUUGUGCAAACAUGCGAGCGCAGAGGACCGUGGGCUCGAGUCCCACCGAUGGGGGGAAUGCGACGCGUCCGUUCAUCAGCUUUCGAGCGUGAAGGUCUGCGGGAGAGAUCGCAUGUUCUGCGCCGAUGCGUGUGUUUACAGGUAAUGUCACGUGCCGCGGUUUUGUCAUAGGAUGCCGAGCGUUUGUCGGAACAGUUGCGCGACAGCGCUGCGGGCGCGGGUCGCGAGUCUCGCCUUCGGUUAGAAGCUGGGGCGGGAGAGCGCUUGGGGUGGCUGGAAGCCGGGGCCACUUCGCCGUUUGCGAAGGAAACUCAAGAGGCAGCAGUGGAGCACGAUUCUACCCUACUGUCGCUGGGCGGGGCCCCUUUCUCAGGGACCUUGUGCCGAAGUGGACGGCAGAGGGCUUCGUGGCCGUCUAGCGCGCCACGCCCAUGAGCAAGCACGUCGGACUUCCUUCACCAAUGAGCUAGGAUGCCAGAAAGAUUGUAACCCCGCCCACAGAAGCUCCGUUUGACCCCGUUGCCACCGCAGAGCCUGGCAGCGUCGCAUGGGAACACAUCGCUUUGACGCCAGGUGUCCCAGUACGUGUUGACGAAGCUACGCCAACCUUCCCCGUUUCAUCCCCGAAUCCAUGGGGCAGAAGUUCAACACUGUCCACCAGGGGGCGCUACUCCGAAGAAGCGGCGCCUGUGCGGCAGAACCUUUGCGAUUUCCCUCAUCCAUCCAUUCCGUAGUAGCGUCGCCACCUUGCGCAGUCUACCUCGGUGGGGCAGCGGGACGGCGCUCGAGGGGGAAGUUGAGGUGUCAUCCCCCGCCCCCCCACCCGACCCUGGUUCAAGCAGAAUUCAUUGUGAGCAUCUAGACACGCACACCUGCUGGGUGUCACUUUCACGGCAACUCAAACACCUUCACGAACACCCACUUGCACCUCCACCUUAGCACACAGCCCAGACUCUACUUCAUAUUCACAAUUAUGUUUUUGCGCACGUAUGUAUGCGACAUGUCCAAAGAUGAUCUGUUCUGUUUUGUCCAGUAAUAUCAGGCGAGGGAGGAUGUGCGUGUGAGCAGCGGCAUGGAAGCAGGAAGGAGCGGGAAUGAAAGGCAAUGGGAAAGGCAGUAGGAAAGGCAAUGGGAGAGCUUUUACUGCCCACUAGUGGAGGAACGAGACACUUGCUUGAAUUUUGUACAAGUACAGAACUAGAGAAAUCAUUUUCCAGGACUUUGUUCGGUGAAGUUCUUUCUAGCAGCUGAAUUGGUUUUGCAAGCAAAAAUGGUGAGAAUUCAGCAAUAAAUUAAAGAAAAGCGAUUCACGGUGUAGAGUCGGUCGCCAAAAUUAACAGUUUUGCUGGUGUGACAGGAUGAUGUUUACUUACCUGGUUUGUAAUGCUCACCCGUUUAAAAGAUAAUUAGUGGGUUGUUACUGGAACGGCUUCAUUUCACGGUUUGUUUUAAAGAAAACAGCUUAGGGUAUUUCUGUCCUCUUUUUUCCUUUUAUGGGGAUGCUUGUUUGGUGGCUGUGACACCAAGCAAGGGUUUUUUUUCCAGUCCUUAGAUCGACAAAAGGGCUCCUUACCCGUUAAUUUGAAUAUCUGUGGCCCUUUUGUAAAAACAACGAAAUAUAAUUUGUGUGCCACUAUGAAAUGGCUAGAAGGAAAUGCAAACGAAAAAGUUACUGGUGUAGAAUACAUAUUCGGCACUCAUUUAAAGAGCAAAUUAUACAUUACGACUUCACAGAUUUGUAAACAAUAAACCUGAUUCGAUUGACUACUAAAUUUAUUUUUGUUAAAAAUGGCAUAAAUGGAAAAUGAGGACCGCUGCUGUCACACAGGGCCACCGUUUGCCUGCUUUGGCUGUUAAGGCAUCAAAAGUGUGGUUGUUCAAAGAAAACAAUCUCGUUAUGACUUUGACAAUUUUCAGUGAUGUUGCCAGUUUGGACUUCAGUUUUUUUUUUUUUUUACAUCAUCUGAGUAGAGUUUGAAAAAAGUGACACCUUGUUUUAAAAAAAAAAAAAUAGAGGUAUUUUUAUAGAGGUGUAACCGGCUCAUUUAAAAUGUAUUUUAAAUGUAUUUUAAGCAUCCGGUUUCUUUCCGGACUUAAAAAACAUGUUUCGGAUGAAUCGGUGACUAAAUUGCCUUAAAGUUGUGCCCUGAAUUAUGUGUGAAUGUAAGAGCGAAUAAGUGUAUGUAAUUUCCCUGCGAUGGACCUGCAUCCCCUCCGCAAUGUACCCUAAGUUUCUGGGACAGGCUCUGGACCCCCAUGACCCUGCAUUGGAUGGACAAGCAGUUAUUAAUAACUAACGGCUGAACGGCUACAUGUUUUCAGCACCCUAAACACAGUUACACAUUGGGUGUCCCCAACUACAUUAAAGCCAUAUACAGUACUAGCAUGUAAGAGCGCAGUGAAGGAUCUCUCUCAAGACAGACUUGAAAAAACUGAGAGAGAGCAGUCCUCUCAAUCGAUAAUUACUGAACACAUGAAUGCUUUAUUCGUACCAUAAAGCUAUAUUUUGUCUAUAUGUAUAUGUAUGUAUAUUUAUAUGUAAAUCUGUUCAAUGUCACUGGUAACCCUAAGGAAGAGGGAGAAAACCAUGAGUUCAACUAGGCUAAACCAGGCUAGAACAGUAAACUGUAGUGUAUCAUUGUAGUGUUUUUAGGGCCUUUUUUUCCCGUUCUUUUUAGGCCUUAGCGCGAGGCUUUGAGUCCCUGCUCCUAAACCCAGCGCCGAGCACUCUACCAGCACCUCCGAGUUCUACAAAAAAGAUGACAUACCAGCAUCCGAGGGUUUCGCGAAAACCCUCGCAAUCACAUCACCGCAUCCUGGCGGAUGUGUUUCAAAGGAGAACCUUGUUGUAUAUUUGUUGCUUGGCCACACGUUCUGUCUAACCUGAUGAGGAACGGCUGAGAGACCCCCCCCCCAUGUCCGUUUGCUUUAGUUCAGUGAUAGUAAAACAUCAACA